Molecule: messenger RNA, 1368 nt
Organism: Diospyros lotus (date-plum)
Lineage: Eukaryota; Viridiplantae; Streptophyta; Magnoliopsida; Ericales; Ebenaceae
Product: ranBP2-type zinc finger protein At1g67325-like
Exons: 10
Coding region: 158-1006 (282 amino acids)
Source: RefSeq, a predicted model, not a curated record
CUUGACUCUAUCUAGUCGUGAUAAUUUGUAGAACCCUUCCUCUCUCUGUUUGCCCUUAUAGACAGUAUUGUUCUGUUCGACAUUUUCUCGCUCGGCCGGCAAAACUCGAUCCUUCCUAUCUAAUCCAAAGCUCUCUCCGGCUCAGUUUGCCGUCGCUAUGUCUCAGGUGGAUAACAGAAAUUCUUCGGCAGCCAAGCGAGCUCGAACAGAUGGUGGUCGCAGGGAAGAUGACUGGACCUGCCCUAGCUGUGGCAAUGUCAAUUUUUCAUUUAGGACUACUUGCAAUAUGCGUAAUUGUACUCAGUCCAGACCAGCAGAUCACCAUUCAAAAUCUGCUGUGAAACCCUUGCCACCUCUUGGCUACUCAUCUGCAGCUCCUUAUGUAAACUCUGGGGGACCCUCAUCAAUGUAUAUGGGUGUGCCGCCAUAUGGCUCCUCUCUUUUCAAUGGUUCAUCCAUGCCUCCUUAUGAUGUCCCAUUUUCUGGGGGUUCUGCGUAUCAUUACAAUUAUGGUAGUCGUCUUUCUGGAGGCAGCCCAUAUAGACCCCUCCAUCUACCUGGUCCAACACCAUAUUCUAGUGGAUCUAUGAUGGGCAAUGGUGGGAUGUAUGGCAUGCCACCCCUAAUGGACCGCUAUGGCUUGGGAAUGGCCAUGGGCCAUGCUGGAAUGGGACCAAGGCCGGGAUUUUUUCCGGAUGACAAACCUCAAAAGAAAGAUGGAACACGGGAUAAUGACUGGCCAUGUCCUAAGUGUGGCAAUGUUAACUUUUCUUUUAGAACAGUUUGCAAUAUGAGAAAAUGCAAUACCCCAAAGCCUGGUUCCCAGGCUGCAAAAUCAGACAAGAAUUCUAAACAAAAGAUGCCUGAGGGAAGCUGGAAGUGUGAGACAUGCAAUAACAUAAACUACCCUUUUAGGACCAAGUGUAACAGACAGAACUGUGGGGCAGAUAAACCAUCUGAGGCAAAUGAGUCUCCUUCAGAGCCAGCUGAUGAGAGCGAUCAGUGAGUUCUAGGACUUAAUGAGGGUUGAGAUUCUUGAGAAGGUCCAGAGUUGUCGUCCAGCAUUGCUCAUUAUGGGUAUCUGAAAGUCUGUCAUGUCGUCUUCAUGUUGCAGCCAUUUUCGAGUUAAUCUACCUUCUCAUGAUCUGUGUCAGGUUGUUGUAUUAACUGGGAUGGUAUAUCCGGUCUUUAUGGAUCCUUCUUAAUUCAAACGUACCAUGCGUCUGCUAGCUUUUUGUCUGGCAAAUAUUAUUCAGGUGGGUUUGUGGUAACUUUUAGAUAGGAUUUUGUUCUACUGCAUAUCUGUUUUAGCGGGUAUGUUAACAUGCAUUGAAGCUUUGUUAUAAAGUGGUGUAUGGUCUAUUUCAA